GUGUAAAACGAUUACAGUGAAUAUCUCAAAAUUGACUGGUCGAAUUCGUUUUUUUUUAAUCUGAAAAUUUUUGUUUUGAUGUCCUCUCUUACAAUCAGCUGAAUGAAAUAGGGAAAAAUAAUAGAAAUACACACAUAAAGAUUGUUUAAUCAAAUAAUUAGACGUUUUUGCCCAUUUUCUUCUAUAUUAAUUCUUAAUAAAUAUGCAUCAAUAGGAAAAAACAUUGGAAAAAUCAUUCGGAAGCUCGUCAUUGCUUAAUUGAUGGCAAAGAAAAAAUGCUUAUACGUUUGAAUGACUCAUCUACAGACGCAUAAAUGUGGUCACUCCCGGGUUUUUUAAUUCGACCGUUAACAAACAAUUUAUUCUUGAUGCUGAGGAGAUCUUCGGAGCAGCUUUAAUUUAAAAAAAAAAUUAAAAAAAUACUGAAAUAUUAUUCGAAAAAAAAAAUAAUAAAUUCUCUUCUUUAACUCUUGUAUUAAUUAACUCACGACAAUUGAUAAAAGAAUUGUCUUGUCAAAGUCCCAUAAAUCGUCCCAUUUGGUCUUACAUCUUGGCCACAUGCCCACUGUGAAGUUAUAACUAAUUAAAGACGAGUCAGUUGCAAGUGUUCUCUCCCGCGUACUAGUCCGAGAUUACAACUGUUGUUGAUGUACUCAUUUGCACAAAAAAUUUAUUGAAAUUUAUUCACAAAUAAAUCAUUUCCAUAAAUACAGAGCUAUCAUCUCCUUUAAAGUUGAACUGGUUAAAUAUAGAAUUAACGGGGACUCAGACUGUGAUAAACGGCAUGUGUACAGAAAAUGUUCAGUCCAGGGAAAUAUUUCGUUCGGUCAGUUUGUGACUCUUGAGACAAAUCCUUACACUCGGCUCAUUCUCUUAUUAUUGAGCCCUUCGGUCCAUUUUGGACAAUUUGUCGCGGUUUGAAUUCUCAAAAAGUCAUCAUUUAGUCGAUUGGUCUCUUAUUUGUUCAAAUUAUGAGUGUUUGGACUAAAUUGACGGUGGAGGGUGCUGGUGUCAUAUCCAGGGAUGAUUUACAUACGAGCAUACGGAGGAAGGAUGUACCGACAAUAGAAAAACUGCCGGAUAAAGUGCUGCUUCACCUGUUCAGUUAUCUCUCUCACCGAGAAAUCUGUCAACUAGCUCGUGUCUGCAGACGAUGGCGUCUUAUCGCUUACAACACAGCACUCUGGAAGCACGUGUCCCUGAGACCGGAAGUAAGUGGACUCCAUGUCAACUCUCUAGAGAUGCUGCUGCAGCUCAUCAGUCAACGUUUUGGGGCUACCCUGAGGUACAUUGAGCUUCCAAUCGAAUUGAUAACUCACACAGUCCUUCACGAACUAGCGAACAAGUGCCAGAACUUGACGCACAUGCUUCUCGACUUCUCCACAGCUAUGCAACUCCAUGACUUCUCCGAGAUGCAGGCGUUUCCUACAAAAUUGAAGUAUAUGUGUAUUUGUCUGUCCGAGGUCAUCUUCAUGGAAGGAUUCAUGAGGAAAAUUUACAACUUUAUCAAUGGCCUUGAGAUUCUUCACCUGAUCGGAACUUACGAAAAGGUCGAGGAGGAGGAAGAGGAGAUCUACGAGGUGAUUAAUGUCCACAAACUGAAGUCUGCAACUCCCAAUCUUCGAGUCAUUAAUCUAUACGGAAUUAAUUUUGUGGAUGACUCUCAUAUCGAUGCAUUCUCGUCCAACUGUAUUCAACUCGAAUGUCUCGCUGUUAACUUUUGUAAUAAAGUAACAGGAUCGACGAUGAAGACAUUAUUUCAGAGGAGCAGACGACUAAGGUGCCUUUUAAUGCAAGGAACUAAUCUGCAGAGUGAAUACGUGAUGCAAGUGGAAUGGGAAAAAUCAUCAAUUCAAGAGCUAGACAUAACAGCAACAGAUUUGUCAACUGAAUGUCUGAUUGAUAUGCUAACGAGAAUUCCAGGCCUACGAUUUCUGAGCGCAGGACAGUUGAAUGGUCUUAAUGACAGCGUACUCAAGGCCUGGACCGAAGUUGGAAACCCAAGGAAUCUGAUCGCCCUGGAUCUUGACAGAUCGGACAAUUUAACUGACGAUGGACUACACAAAUUUUUGUCUAGACAUGGACACCAACUGUGGGGUAUUGCCCUCUCGGGAAUGCCACAUAUAACCGAUCAACUGUGGCAGAGUGUUCUACCUAUUUUAACUAAUGCCAAAAUUGCUGUCAUGGGAACGCAGGAGCGACUCGGAGUAAAUAUUCACGUCGAUCAAUUGAUGGAUGGAAUAGCGAAUAACUGUCCAAACUUGGAGAGACUAGAGUUGCGUUGGGAUCCGGAGAACCUGAGAUUCUCUGAUAAAUCCCAGAAAGCUAUUGACGUACUGAGGGUGAAGUGUAUUAAACUGAGGUGUCUUGUGCUCAGUGAUGGAAGGUACUACGAAGUGGUUAAAGCGAACUUUGAGCGUGCAGACAGACUCACAGUCGUCCGUGCAACGACUUGCUGCAGAGUUACAAACUACUACCUGUUGCAGAAUUAUAAAGACUUAAUAUUUAAUUGACUGAUUCAAUUAAAACUUCGUGCCUAAACUGCUGUCAAUUGAAAUCUCAAACUUUUCAAUGAAGAAUUCUGCCAUUCACAGAAGUGCCUACGUUACCUCAACAUCGUUUAUAAUUUAUAAAAUUAUGUAAAUUUUUAGAAGCGAGAAUAAAUUAAUUAAUAUUUGUUCCAAGAAACUAAUUUUCAAU
Molecule: messenger RNA, 2700 nt
Organism: Diachasmimorpha longicaudata
Lineage: Eukaryota; Metazoa; Arthropoda; Insecta; Hymenoptera; Braconidae
Gene: FipoQ
Product: F-box/LRR-repeat protein 7
Exons: 8
Coding region: 972-2513 (513 amino acids)
Biological process (GO): positive regulation of protein ubiquitination
Molecular function (GO): protein binding
Source: RefSeq, a predicted model, not a curated record